Tripterygium wilfordii is the source of this 1653-nucleotide messenger RNA. RefSeq names its product B-box zinc finger protein 22. NCBI's taxonomy places the organism in Eukaryota, Viridiplantae, Streptophyta, Magnoliopsida, Celastrales, Celastraceae. The transcript has 3 exons. The coding region runs from base 209 to 1108 and encodes 299 amino acids. The record is from RefSeq and is a predicted model, not a curated record. Gene Ontology annotation, biological process: regulation of DNA-templated transcription; photomorphogenesis. Gene Ontology annotation, cellular component: nucleus. Gene Ontology annotation, molecular function: zinc ion binding.
CCCUCUCUUUCAAUGCUCUGUACCUCCAUUUAGGUUAAGCUUCCCGAAUCUUCAUAAACCGUGAGAUUCAAUCACACAAUUUGGAGUGAUUUACAGAGAGAAAGUUGAGAAGUUAUUCUACAGAGCGGGAGGAUAACAGAGUGGUUACAUGUGAGUGAGAGAAUUCAGGGAGAGGUGUUCUAGAGAGAGAAAUUGAUUGGGGAAGAAGAUGAAGAUACAGUGCAACGUGUGCGAAGCUACUGAGGCAAACGUUCUGUGCUGUGCGGACGAGGCUGCACUGUGUUGGGCGUGCGACGAGGAGGUUCAUGCGGCUAAUAAGUUUGCGAGUAAGCAUCAGAGAGUUCCUCUAUCUAAUUCUUCACCUCAGAUGCCCAAAUGCGAUAUCUGCCAGGAUGCAUCUGGAUUUUUCUUCUGUCUAGAAGAUCGAGCUUUACUCUGCAGGAAAUGUGAUGUCUCCAUACACACAGCAAAUUCUUUCGUGUCUGCUCAUCAGAGGUUUUUGCUCACUGGAGUAAAAGUGGGCCUGGAACUGGGUCGUACUGAUCCUGGGGCAUCCUCAUCUGCAGGAAAGUCGCCUUCUGAGGAGAAAACCUCAGAAACAAAAGCUCGUCCAACAUCUAGAAAGAGUACUCCAAUGCAGUUAGCUAGUGAAUACAGGGAGAUUUUACCAGCACAGAUUAGUGGAACGGGGCAAGUUGUGCCGACAAAAGUCCAAUUUGCUGGUGGUUCUGCAGCUGGAAGCAUUCCACAAUGGCAUAUGGAUGAAUUUCUUGGACUAACAGAGUUUCAUCAGAAUUUGGGCUAUAUGGAUAAUGGGUCAUCAAAGGCUGAUAGUGGCAAGCGUGGAGACUCUGAUAGCUCCUCAUUUUUAAGAUCUGCCGAGGAAGAAAUAGGCGAUGAUGAAUGCUUGGGUCAGGCGCCUGAAACCUCCUGGGCCGUGCCACAGAUUCCUUCCCCACCUACAGCCUCUGGGCUCUACUGGCCAAGAGGUCUCCAGAAUCAAUCAGAUAAUGCAGCUUUUGUGCCUGAUAUAUCAAGUUUUACUACGCAAAAGAGCCACCCUUUCCAGCGCCAUGGCAUUGUCUCAAAACGGCAUCGACAAGCGUAGGCACUGAAGUCGCUUCAAGCUUCAUACUUGGGAUAUUUCAGGCUUCAGUCUAUGUUUUUUUAGGCUUGUGGUAUGUUUCUCUCUGAAGUACUGGAAGACAUGGUUGUUAGUCUGGCACGUGCGAGGAAGAAGCAAAUUUUAGUGAGACUUUGCGCCUGAAGCUUACUAUUUUAGUAGUGUUACCAAUAAUCUACCAGAACCAUGUGGGUAUAAUUUCUCAUUAUUAGUAUUUUUGCAGUUUUUUUUUUUUUUUCUUUUGGUUUCUGGUUUCUGAAUUUGGGAAGACGGAAAGCUAUCCAGCCGGCAGCCGUUUAUAUAGUCCCUAUUAUUAGGGUAACUGAGGGGAUGUGUUCUGAAUUUGUGUCGAGAAUAAAAAAUUCUUGGAGCUGCACUUGUUGCAGGUGCCUGUAGGGGCAUCUCGUGUAACGAUCAUGUGCCCUAAUUCUAAACCAAGGCGCUUGUUUGGCCAAGUUUUUGCGUUUCUGUCUGAAAUUUGACAAAUUUUGGUCUUAUGGUACUUGCAAUGCAAAGGUGGUUACAACUUA